AUUGGGGAAGCAAGAAAACCAUAAACACCGAUUUAUACGUGGAAAAUCCGUAUUUGUAUAACCCACACCGUCACCAACACCCUGUCAAAGCAAGAAUCGACCAAUAAUGGUCAACUAACCUUCAUACCCUUCAACGAUUUCCUGCUGAUUUUUUCGGUACUUCUCUCAGAACUUGAAGAGAGAUGGGGAUUCCAGUUCGUACAGCAGGGGUGAUGGGUGUGGAUAAUUUGAGCGAGAAAGCUGCAAAGAUGAGAGAGUCACUGCAGAAGAGUCAGUCCAUCACAGACAACAUGGUUUCAAUCCUCGGUUCCUUUGACCACCGUCUCUCCGCCCUUGAAACCGCCAUGCGCCCAACUCAGAUCAGAACACAUGCUAUUCGAAGAGCUCAUGAGAACAUCGAUAGGACUUUGAAGGCAGCUGAUGUUAUAUUGGACAGAUUUGAUCUUUCUCGUGAGGCUGAGGCCAAAAUAACUAGAGGCCCACAUGAGGAUCUUGAAAGCUAUCUUGAAGCUAUUGAACAACUAAGAAGCAAUAUCGUCUUUUUCACCAACAAUAAAAGCUUCAAGAGCAGUGAUGGAGUCAUCAGCCAUGCAAGUAACUUACUUUCCAAGGCUAUAUCCAAACUAGAACAAGAAUUCAAACAGCUCUUAUCAUCAUACAGCAAAUCUGUUGAGCCUGAUAGGCUAUAUGAAUGCCUCCCUAGUUCACUAAGACCAUCAUCUGGAUCACCUGAUUCAAGUGGAAAGAACCCUAAUAAUAGUCAUACGGGUCAUAUCACUGCUGAAAAUGCUGUUUUUGCUCCAUUAAUUCUCAUUCCGCCACGUGUCCUUCCAUUGCUCCAUGAUUUAGCCCAACACAUGGUGCAAGCUGGUCAUAUACAACAGUGCCUUGUUAUUUACAGGGAUACGCGUUCUAUAGUAUUGGAAGAAACCUUACAGAAAUUGGGAGUGGAGAAGCUUAGUAAAGAUGAUGUACAGAAGAUGCAAUGGGAGGUUUUGGAACUCAAGAUUGGGACUUGGAUUCAUUUCAUGCGUAUUGCAGUGAAAUUACUGUUUACUGCUGAAAGAAAAGUAUGUGAUCAAAUGUUUGAAGGCAUUGAAUCACUUAGAGAUCAAUGUUUUGCUGAAGUCACUGCAGGCAGUGUUGCCAUGCUUCUUAGUUUUGGAGAUGCAAUUGCUAAAAGCAAAAGAUCACCAGAAAAGUUAUUUGUGCUUUUGGACAUGUAUGAGAUAAUGCGUGAACUUCACAAUGAGAUUGAGUCACUUUUCAGAGGUAAAGCUUGCAAAGACAUUAGAGAAUCAGCUCUAGGGUUAACAAAGAGACUUGCACAAACAGCUCAAGAAACAUUUGGGGAUUUUGAAGAAGCUGUUGAAAAAGAUGCAACAAAAACAGCUGUCUCAGAUGGAACAGUUCAUCCUCUCACAAGCUAUGUCAUCAACUACGUGAAAUUUUUAUUCGACUAUCAGUCGACACUGAAGCAGCUGUUUCAAGAAUUUGAAAAUGGAGAGGAUUCGAAUUCACAGCUGGCAUCUGUAACAAUGAGAAUUAUGCAGGCUCUUCAAAUUAAUUUGGAGGGAAAAUCUAAACAGUAUAAGGAUCCUGCACUCACCAACUUGUUUCUUAUGAACAAUAUUCAUUAUAUGGUCAGAUCUGUACGCAGGUCUGAAGCAAAGGAUUUGUUAGGGGAUGAUUGGGUGCAAAGACACAGAAGGGUUGUUCAACAACAUGCUAAUCAGUACAAGAGGAUAGCUUGGGCAAAGAUCCUGCAAUGUCUCUCUAUUCAAGGCUUGUCUUCAUCGGGAGGUGGUUCUGUUGGUGGUGAUGGAGCUGGUAACAGCAGUGGAGCCUCACGAGCACUUGUAAAGGACAGGUUGAAGAUCUUCAAUGGUCAGUUUGAGGAGCUUCAUCAAAGACAAUCUCAAUGGACAGUUCCUGACACAGAGCUUAGAGAAUCUCUCAGACUUGCAGUUGCUGAAGUCUUGUUGCCUGCAUACAGAUCUUUCAUUAAACGUUUUGGGGCACUUGUUGAGAAUGGGAAGAAUCCCCACAAGUACAUAAGGUAUUCAGCAGAGGAUCUUGACCGGAUGCUUGGUGAAUUUUUCGAGGGUAAGACUUUGAACGAAGCUAGACGAUAGAGAUAGCAAGAUGUUGAAUUACUCUUUUACCCUUGUGGUGUAUGUUAGUGUACUGUAUCCUGUAGCCUGUAGUCGAUGAUAAAAGGGCAUGACAUGUAUGUUCUUUUUGUAUGUAUUGGGGUAAUAAGGAUAUGGGUAUGCUAAAAAGUUAAAGAAAGAAAAGAGAAUGCUGUAACUUCGAUUAA
Molecule: messenger RNA, 2320 nt
Organism: Lactuca sativa (garden lettuce)
Lineage: Eukaryota; Viridiplantae; Streptophyta; Magnoliopsida; Asterales; Asteraceae
Product: exocyst complex component EXO70A1
Biological process (GO): exocytosis
Cellular component (GO): exocyst
Molecular function (GO): phosphatidylinositol-4,5-bisphosphate binding
Source: RefSeq, a predicted model, not a curated record